Molecule: messenger RNA, 7419 nt
Organism: Artibeus jamaicensis (Jamaican fruit-eating bat)
Lineage: Eukaryota; Metazoa; Chordata; Mammalia; Chiroptera; Phyllostomidae
Gene: SORCS1
Product: sortilin related VPS10 domain containing receptor 1
Exons: 26
Coding region: 535-4041 (1168 amino acids)
Biological process (GO): post-Golgi vesicle-mediated transport
Cellular component (GO): Golgi apparatus; membrane
Molecular function (GO): protein binding
Source: RefSeq, a predicted model, not a curated record
CCCACCGCGGGGACCACUCCGCGAGCUCCGGGCUGGCCGCCCCCACCGGAGGCGCGCGCGGGCUCACAGCAGAGCCCAGCGGGCGGCCGCGCGGGCGCAGAUCGGGGGGCGGAGAGGAGCGGGCGGCGGCAGCGCCGGCGAGCCCACGGGGAGGGUCGGAAGCGCAUCCAGUCCCCGCAGCAGCCACCCGCGCACAGAGCAGCUCGAGAGCGGGACACCGCGCGGAGAGCCCCGGCAGCGCCCGCCCUCCUUCCCGCGUCGCUUGCCAGCGCGCCAGCGCCCGCUCCGCCCGAGACUUCAGUUCUGCUCCACCCCCGCGUGGCGGCGGCUCGCUCGGUCCGAACCCGCGCUCCGCACCAGCCCAGCCUGGGCGAGCGGCGGCCACCUGCCCGGCGCCGCCUCCGCCCGCCCCACCGCCGCCCAACUUGGAUGGAGUUGGGGUCCUGAGCGCCUGUCCUCCACCGCCGGACAGCGGGGAGCCCCGCGCCGACGCCUCCGGUUCGGGACGCCCUCCCCGCUGCUCUCCGCUCCGCGAUGGGAAAAGUUGCUGCCGGCGGCGGCUCCCCAGCCGGGCUGAGCGCGCUCUUCGCCGGCGCGGGGCUCUUGCUCUUCUGCGCCUCGGGCGCCUGCGGCAGCGGCUCCGGCUGCCCCCACCUGCACCCCAGCUCCGGCCCACGCUGGGCUCCGACCGCAGGGGCCUUUUUUCACCAGGGGCCGCGAGGCAAGUCUCCUGCCACGCCCCCGUCCCUCCUUGGUCGCCCACUGUUCGCAGUGGCCCCCGGAGACCGAGCUCUGCCCCUGGAGCGGGCCCCGGCCACCGGAGCAUCCGUGGCGGUUGCUCCACGCUCUGGCCGGAGGAGACGGAGUGGAGCGGAUCCGGAGAAGGCAGAACAAGGAGAGGGCUCGAGUAGAAGCCCCCGGGGCGUGCUCAGGGACGGUGGUCUGCAGCGGCCUGGGACUCCGGAGCGGGACCCGGACAAAGCCACUCGCUUCCGGAUGGAGGAGCUGAAACUGACCAGCACCACGUUCGCGCUGACGGGCGACUCGGCACACAACCAAGCUAUGGUCCACUGGUCUGGCCACAACAGCAGCGUGAUUCUCAUUUUGACAAAGCUCUAUGACUAUAACCUGGGGAGCAUCACUGAGAGCUCACUUUGGAGGUCCACCGACUAUGGGACAACCUAUGAGAAACUGAAUGAUAAAGUUGGGUUGAAAACAAUUUUAAGCUACCUCUACGUGUGUCCCACCAACAAACGUAAGAUUAUGUUACUCACGGACCCUGAGAUCGAGAGCAGUCUAUUGAUCAGCUCAGAUGAAGGAGCGACCUAUCAGAAGUACCGGCUGAAUUUCUAUAUCCAGAGCCUGCUUUUCCACCCCAAGCAGGAGGACUGGAUUCUGGCAUACAGUCAAGACCAAAAGUUAUACAGCUCUGCUGAAUUCGGGAGAAGGUGGCAGCUUAUCCAGGAAGGGGUUGUACCAAACAGGUUCUACUGGUCCAUGAUGGGAUCAAACAAGGAACCAGAUCUCGUGCAUCUCGAGGCCAGAACAGUGGACGGUCAUUCACAAUACCUCACUUGCCGAAUGCAGAACUGCACAGAAGCCAACAGAAAUAAGCCUUUCCCAGGCUACAUUGACCCGGACUCCUUGAUUGUCCAGGAUGAUUAUGUGUUUGUUCAGCUGACGUCAGGAGGACGGCCGCACUACUACGUGUCCUACCGGAGGAACGCCUUUGCCCAGAUGAAGCUGCCCAAGUAUGCUCUGCCCAAGGACAUGCACGUCAUCAGCACAGAUGAGAACCAAGUGUUUGCAGCUGUCCAAGAAUGGAACCAGAAUGACACCUACAAUCUCUACAUCUCAGACACCCGGGGUGUCUACUUCACCCUGGCCUUGGAGAAUGUCCAGAGCAGCAGAGGCCCCGAGGGCAAUGUCAUGAUUGACCUCUAUGAGGUAGCAGGGAUAAAGGGAAUGUUCUUGGCUAACAAGAAGAUUGACAACCAAGUGAAGACAUUCAUCACGUAUAACAAAGGCAGAGACUGGCGUUUGCUGCAGGCGCCAGACACGGAUUUGAGAGGGGAUCCGGUGCACUGCUUACUGCCUUAUUGCUCCCUACACCUUCACCUGAAGGUCUCUGAGAACCCCUACACAUCAGGGAUCAUUGCCAGCCGAGAUACAGCCCCCAGCAUCAUAGUGGCAUCAGGGAACAUAGGUUCUGAAUUGUCUGACAGUGACAUCAGCAUGUUUGUCUCUUCAGACGCAGGGAACACUUGGAGGCAGAUCUUUGAAGAAGAGCACAGUGUGUUGUAUCUGGACCAAGGUGGAGUCCUGGUUGCUAUGAAGCACACAUCUCUCCCAAUCCGGCAUCUCUGGUUGAGUUUUGAUGAAGGGAGAUCUUGGAGCAAAUACAGUUUCACAUCUAUUCCACUUUUUGUGGACGGGGUUUUGGGUGAGCCUGGGGAAGAGACGCUAAUCAUGACAGUGUUUGGACACUUCAGCCACCGCUCUGAAUGGCAGCUGGUGAAAGUGGACUACAAGUCCAUUUUUGACAGACGGUGUGCAGAGGAGGACUACAGACCUUGGCAGCUGCACAGCCAGGGGGAAGCAUGCAUCAUGGGAGCAAAAAGGAUAUACAAGAAGCGAAAGUCGGAGCGGAAAUGCAUGCAAGGAAAAUAUGCAGGAGCAAUGGAAUCUGAGCCCUGUGUCUGCACAGAGGCUGAUUUUGACUGUGACUAUGGUUAUGAGCGACACAGCAAUGGCCAGUGCCUGCCAGCAUUUUGGUUCAAUCCAUCUUCUCUGUCGAAAGAUUGCAGCUUGGGACAGAGUUACCUCAACAGUACUGGGUACAGGAAGGUGGUUUCCAACAACUGCACUGAUGGAGUACGAGAACAGUACACUGCCAAACCCCAGAAGUGUCCAGGGAAGGCCCCACGUGGGCUCCGGAUCGUCACUGCUGACGGCAAGUUGACAGCGGAACAAGGGCACAAUGUCACGCUCAUGGUGCAACUGGAGGAGGGCGACGUACAGAGGACAUUCAUCCAAGUGGACUUCGGUGAUGGCAUCGCUGUGUCUUACGUCAACCUCAGCUCCAUGGAAGAUGGGAUCAAACACGUCUAUCACAAUGUGGGCAUUUUCCGAGUGACCGUGCAGGUGGACAACAGUCUCGGUUCUGACAGCGCCGUCCUGUACUUACAUGUAACUUGUCCCCUGGAGCAUGUGCACCUGUCCCUUCCCUUUGUCACCACAAAGAACAAAGAGGUCAACGCGACCGCAGUGCUGUGGCCCAGCCAAGUGGGCACCCUCACCUACGUGUGGUGGUACGGGAACAACACGGAGCCCUUGAUCACCUUGGAAGGAAGCAUAUCAUUCAAGUUUACUUCCGAAGGGAUGAACACCAUCACGGUGCAGGUCUCAGCGGGGAACGCCAUCCUGCAAGACACCAAGACCAUCGCGGUGUAUGAGGAAUUCCGAUCUCUUCGCCUGUCCUUUUCUCCAAACCUGGACGACUACAACCCGGACAUCCCAGAGUGGAGGAGGGACAUCAGCCGAGUCAUCAAAAAGUCCCUGGUGGAAGCCACUGGGGUCCCAGGCCCCCACAUCUUGGUGGCGGUGCUCCCUGGCUUACCCACGGCUGCCGAGCUCUUUGUCCUGCCGUAUCAGGAUCCAGCAGGAGAACACAAAAGGUCAGCUGAGGACCUGGAGCAGAUAUCGGAACUGCUGAUCCGCAAGCUCAACCAGAACGCCGUGCACUUCGAGCUGAAGCCCGGCAUCCAAGUCCUCGUCCACGCAGCCCACCUGACAGCAGCCCCACUGGUGGACCUCACUCCGACCCAUAGUGGAUCCGCCAUGCUGAUGCUGCUCUCUGUGGUGUUUGUGGGGCUGGCCGUGUUUGUCAUCUACAAGUUUAAGAGGAGAGUAGCUUUACCCUCCCCUCCCUCCCCUUCUACUCAACCUGGUGACUCAACUCUCCGAUUGCAAAGAGCAAGACAAGCCACUCCGCCUUCAACGCCAAAGCGGGGAUCUGCUGGGGCGCAAUUUGCAAUUUAAGGAAAACCCCCAAAGGCUACAGGCGACCAGCUGAUCAGGAAAGAAUUUCGCUCUUGUCAAGUGCAUCAUGCUUCAUGACCACUAACUUGAUGUUUUCUUUCUUUCCUUUGUUGUUCUGUUUCCUAUUUUGCCAGGAAGUAUUUCCAUAGUUGCUGAGAAUCAAAGCACAAAAGAAAUCCCUACCUAUGUAAAUGUUUGAAUGGAGGACGCCAGUAAAAACAAAACUAAACAAAAUAGAAACAAAAUAAAAAAACAAUCAAAAUCCAAACAAACAAACAAACACGCACUGCAUCGGGACUUUUUAAUUCUUCAGACACUGACAACAAGGGUUUUUAGCUUUAAGCCUGUGCAUGUGGACUGUACCUUGAGAACAUGCUCAGAGGGGCAGUGUACAGGUGCUCUGUUUUCAUGGAAAAACACUCCCCUCCCCCUCCCUCCGCUCUCUUUUUCUGAUCGGUCGUGUUUGUAGAAACUUCCUAACAUAUAUAGGCCAAGGAAAUCUGCAUGUAUUUUUGGAAAUAUUCUUGGCUCUAGAUUUAACAGUGACUUUAGCUCUACCGGCUGAUGGGUGGGGUAGCCACCCCAGGCCCCUUCCCAAGACACAAAGACAUGCACAGGAGUUUGAAACCCUGAGCUGUUUCUCUGUUCCAUCUUCCUUAUUGCCAUUUCCGCUUCCAAGUUAUCUGGUAGCUCUGUUGGCCCCAAGGCUGCUUUCUACAUUCGGUGUGGCCACAGGGGUAAAGACAUGAGUUGAAGUUCCAUCCGCGCAGGCAGAGUAGGGAAGGAGGGCAGGAAGGCAGGGAGGCAGGGGAAAGCAUGUCAGAAGGGAACUUGUGUCUUCCGUUCACCCGUUCCAGUCAUGACUGCUUCCUUUGCAGCUUUCUCUACUCCUCGCUCGGUUUAUAUGGAAAACAGAAUCCCAGUUACCCACUGACCGGCCUUUCCAUUUGUUUGCUCUUCAUUUGUGGUCAUGAUCUGUUGAUGUCCUUGUAUCUCUUCCUCCCAGUCCCCAAGUUACCCCUCAUCUGCACCUACCUUUUCUUCCCAAACAUGUUGCUAGAUUCUGGACAUUAACCCCGAUGUUCCUGAAAUAAUGGCCUAGCCUCUGCCAACCCUGCCUCCGCCACCUGCAAGUUUCUGGUCUGUCGGUUUUGUACACUCCCAGGCAUGCCAGCUUCCGUACUCACUGAUCUAGCUGCAUCCUGCCCUCAGCGUUUAGCUUCAUGUGCCCUCUGUCUCCUCCUGUAGUACCUGCCUCUUCCAAUAUCCUUGUCCUCUCCUCCCUGGGAACAUACCAUGUGUGCGAAAGAGUCGGUUUGUAUGCAGAGCCAUUCAAACCUGGCCAUGUACAUUGGAAAAGAAAGCAUUCAGAUGAAUGGUGGUAUCCUCACACCAUCACAAACAUCUCAUGCAGGCCGAUUUUAGAAGAUUCCUGUGAGAAAUGUUUUGAGCUUGUUACUGUAUGGCAGGGCAAUUUCCUUCUGUGAUGGUUGCUGUACUCAGUAUUUCCUUUCUCACAGUAGAGUGAGAAUAUUUGUAAAAUAAAACUGUUUUAACUGGAAGAAGAAGCAGGUUAAUGGAUUUAAUGUUCAAGAGUGUCAAAAAGUCUAAAAGUAGACAGAGGUCUUGUCUUACAUUAGGAUGAAAUUUUGAUGAUACAGAAUCAUCCCAGACACCUCACCUGUGUGCUCUCUGAUCUCUGAGUAUCAUAGUCUCAGCAAAGACAAAAAUCAAUAGCAUAAAAGACAGGAGUUAGCUCACUAACUAAAGUGGAUUGGCUCAACGCAUGACAAAAUUCCAGUUUUCCCAGGGCAAUCAGAAAAGAAGGCCCAGAGAAAGAAGGUAACAGAAGUAUGUCCAGCAAAAGCCAUUGGAGUAUCCUGGAUUGGGCAAACCCACUCUAAAAUAUAGAAGAAAACAGUUUUGCAAAACCACUCAGAGAGCACAGCCUCUUUCUUGGUCAUGUCCCCUGGCCAACAACAGGGUAUAAGAGGGCACUGUUGAUAUAACAGGACCCUGGGUGUCCUAAAGAUCCUGAUGAUCCCUGUCCUUAUGUAGCCCAGGCAGAGGAAGACUAGCAAGGCUGCCGUUAGAAGUUAAUCAGGCAAAAGAUGUUAUGGUUGAAGAUGCCCAGUAUGAGUCUGGGAAAUGGAUUUAUGCCUGAGUGGCCAUUUAUGGAACUCAAUCGAUCCCUGACCUGCCAGGCUUCCUAUCCCAUAGGAAACAUCCUCACUGAUCCUCUUCAGUUGGAGCCUCCCAAAUUUAAUCUGGAAGACAAAGUGGUUUGGGAACCAAAAGAGGCUCACUCAAAACAGCACAGGAAAGUCCUCAGAGUUGCACUUCAAAUCAAUUUAAUUGGAAAAUCAUGAAAAAGGGAAUAACACUCAAAACUAGCACAGUGCCUUGCCUUGAGUAAAAAGUUUUUUAAAAAAUCAUUUGUUAAAGGAAUAAAUGAAUGGCUAUAUGAGAAGACAAAAGGAAGAAGGGGCUCAUGAGGCUUAACUAACAAUAGAGGGGAACAUGAGAUACCUGGCAUUUUGGAAAGUGACCAGGUCUCGAUUCAGCAUUUCCAAGGUCCUCAUGUGCCUCUUCUCCAAGUUUCCUCCCACCUGUAGGAGAUUCAUGAGGUAACGCACUGCUUAGUGGAGACCUCAUUGUUCUUAUAAUCUUGCUCCAUGUUUCUCAAAGUGCAGUGCCAGUACCAGCAGUAUUAGCAUCACCUUGGACUUGUUAGAAAUGUUCAUUUCGGGUCCCCACCCCAUAUCUACUCUAGGAAUCAGAAACUCCAGGGGUGGAGCCCAGCAAUCUGCUUUUACAAGUCCCUCAGAUGAUUGUGGUGUAUACUAAAGUUUGAGACCCACUGUGCUAGGCCAUUUCAGCUUAGUCCCAAAGAGAAGUUAGUAAUAGCAGCCUACAAAUGGGAGGGACCCAAGUGCCUACCCACUCACUAACAGCAGGUAUAAACACGGGGCAGAGUUUGGUGGGCUUGAGGCCACAAGAAUGGAUGGAAGGGACAGAUGUCGAGAGUAAGAUUCAGGGCCAGAUAGACAUCUGAUACUGCAAUGUUCUCCAAAAUCCCAGAAGGCCAACUGUGCAUGUUCUGCCUAGAACUACCCAACCUACAUUCUCUCCUUUGCCUUAUUCCAAAUUGGGUUCACUGUCCAAAAUGCAGAGGUUUGCUUUGCUUUUUUCAGAAGUUCCAAACAGCAACUUUGAGAGCAAUGAGGUGCUUGGCAGCUGUUCUGUGUUUUCCAGGAUUCCAACUGAGCAUUGAAAUCCCUCAUUUGCCAACUUAUUUUUAUAGGAAGCCAAUUUAAAAAAAAAAAAAGAGAGAGAGAGAAAGUUUUCUUAUAGUAUCGGAACUACUUCUAAUUUUCA